CGCAGCGGCAGCAGCAGCACCGGCGGCGGUGGCGGCGGCGGCUUAUUUAUCAUCGGGGCAGCCGAGGGAAGCGAAACGAACCCGAGGGGGGAGGACGCAAGGAAGGAGAGGAAGGAUUUAUACGUCCAACAUCCAAGCAUGGCUACCCAAAGCACGGCAUCGUGCACUGGAUCCGCUCUGCUGCAGCCCAUCAGCGACAUUAUCAACCUCCCUCUCGACCAGGUUAACUUUGUGGCAUGCCAGUUGUUUGCGCUGCUCAUGGCCGUGUGGUUCCGUCUCUACCUCCACCCGAGUAAGACCAGUCCCUUCGUCAGACAUGUUGUGGCCACUCUGCUGGGCUUCUACUUGGCUCUCUUCUGCUUUGGCUGGUAUUCCCUUCAUUUCCUGGUGCAGAGCGGUUUGUCCUACAGCGUGAUCGUCUUUGCCGGCCUGGAGCGCAUGCACAAGUACUGCUUCAUCGUGACGCUUGGCUAUUUGAUCGUGUGUCAGAUCACGCGUGUCUACGUGUUUGAUUACGGCAUGUACUCUGCGGAUUUUACCGGGCCCAUGAUGGUGAUAACGCAGAAGAUUACAAGCCUGGCAUUUGAAAUACAUGACGGUUUGACCAAGCGAGAAGGACAGCUGACUCCAGGUCAGAAAUACCUUGCAAUCAGGCGGAUCCCCAGCCUGCUGGAGUACCUCAGCUACAACUGCAACUUCAUGGGCAUCCUGGCGGGACCCACCUGCGCCUACAACGACUACAUGGCUUUCAUCGAGGGCACGUGCUACGAACCACGUUACCAGGAGAACGCCAACGGAAAAGAGAACGGCAAGCUGAAGCAGAGUGAACCAUCCCCCAAGGAUGAUGUCAUCUCCAAGCUGUGUACAUGCGCCAUCUCUCUGGCCAUCUACUUAUCACUGUGUAAGCUGAUCCCAGUGGAGCGCGCCAUAGAUGAAGACUUCAUAAACAACACACCGUUCCACCUACAAGUGGUCUACCUUUACCUGGCCAUGCUGGCGCUUAGACCCAAGUACUACUUUGUCUGGACACUCGCUGAUGCCAUCAACAAUGCAGCAGGGUUCGGCUUCAAUGGCUACAACAAAAAUGGCUCCCCGCGGUGGGACCUUAUUUCCAACCUCAGAAUUCUGGACAUUGAGUUUGCCACCAGUUUCAAGCUUUUCCUUGACAACUGGAACAUCCAAACAUCUCUUUGGCUCAAAAGGGUGUGUUACGAGCGCUGUCCCGUCAACGCCACUGCCGCCACCUUCCUGCUGUCAGCAAUGUGGCACGGCGUGUACCCGGGCUACUACCUGACAUUCCUCAGUGGCAUUGGCAUGACCAUGGCGGCACGUGCAGUAAGGCACAACGUCAGACCUUACUUCCAGGUUUCUGACACAUACAAGCGCAUCUAUGAUGUCAUCACGUGGGCAUGGACUCAAGUUGCCAUCAGUUACACGGUGGUGCCAUUUGUCCUACUGGCCGUGGGGCCCUCGCUCAAGUUCUACAGGUCCUGGUACUUCUGCUUACACAUUCUAUGUCUUCUGGUGGUCCUGGCCCUGCCGGUCCGAUCGCGACGUCGCGACGCCAAGGGUCGACAGGAGAGCCCGGAGAAAGACGGCGGCGCCACAAACAACUGCAGCCCGAAAGACAAAACAACAUGAGGCUCGGCAGAAGCAUUAGUGAGACAAACUGGGGACCACUGAGAGCUGAAGUCUGUUUACGGACCAGGAACCAAAUAUUGGAUGUGCUUGGACAGAAUCUGACGAUACUUCCAGUAGCAAGAAGGACAGCGGUGGUUGCAUUACAUUUUACUCGUGGAAAAUGGAGAUAAACUGAAUUCCAAGCUGCCUUAAACCCUCUAUGUAUGGCAGGUGAAACACCAACACGUUUGGAUGACACUUGUACAAAGAGUACAUGUACAGUCAGUAUGUGGAGGGUUUUUGUCAUUGUCUGGAUACAAGCCUCUGUUGGGUGGAAACAUAACAUUUAUCAUCAGCUGCCAACUUUCAAACAGGCCUUAGGAUCCUCAAAAUAUUGAUUUCAUUCAACGGGGAGUUGACAUUAAUAAUGUGUUUUGUAUUUCGUUGUCUGUCACGACACUAUCCCCGACGCUUUCUUUCGCAGAGAUUCGAAUGAGUAGAGAAGUCCCAAAGAAGAAACCAGAUCUCAUCUGUCUGCAGCGGUGGAAAAGUCUCGCCCAAUGGCUUUUCUUUU
Phycodurus eques (leafy seadragon) is the source of this 2194-nucleotide messenger RNA. It is a transcript of the gene mboat2a, whose product is annotated as membrane bound O-acyltransferase domain containing 2a. The transcript has 13 exons. Gene Ontology annotation, cellular component: membrane. The record is from RefSeq and is a predicted model, not a curated record. NCBI's taxonomy places the organism in Eukaryota, Metazoa, Chordata, Actinopteri, Syngnathiformes, Syngnathidae. Gene Ontology annotation, biological process: lipid modification. Gene Ontology annotation, molecular function: acyltransferase activity. Bases 139 to 1641 code for a protein of 500 amino acids.